AUGAGUAAUCAAAGAGUAAUAUACUCAGAAAUAAAGCUGGCCAAAUAUCCAAAGAGGCAGCAAAUCAAACCUAAGAGCAAAAACAACUCCAUUUCAGAUACAGAACAAGAAAUAAACUAUGUGGAAUUAAACCUUCACAAUGCUUCUCAGGAUCUUCAAGGAAAUGACGAGAACUCCCACUGCAAAGACUUCCCAUCAGCUCAAGGGAUGUUCAUUGCUGCGAUCCUAGGAGUCAUCUGUUUUGUCUUGAUGGCCAGUGUAAUAAUCAUGAGUGUCAUAGUUAUUAUUCCCUCUACUCUAAAAUUGGAACAGAACAAUUCUUCUCUGAUAACCAGAACCCAGAAAGGUAAUCGUUGUGGCCAUUGUCCAAAGUCUUGGUUUAUAUAUUCCAAGUAUUGUUAUUAUAUUAGUAUUGAAAGAAAAACAUGGAAUGAGAGUUGGAUGGCUUGUGCUUCUAAGAAAUCUGAUUUGCUUUACAUAGAUAAUGAAGAAGAAAUGGUAAGAUUUUUAAAUGUUUCAAAUGUUUUGUUGAAAGCGUAUUUCAAUCAAUAUUAUGUUUGUAGGCUUCAUUCAUAUAUUUUAGCAUACAGUUGA
Orycteropus afer afer is the source of this 594-nucleotide messenger RNA. Its product is annotated as NKG2-A/NKG2-B type II integral membrane protein-like. Lineage: Eukaryota; Metazoa; Chordata; Mammalia; Tubulidentata; Orycteropodidae. The record is from RefSeq and is a predicted model, not a curated record. Gene Ontology annotation, biological process: positive regulation of natural killer cell mediated cytotoxicity; stimulatory C-type lectin receptor signaling pathway.